Molecule: messenger RNA, 5706 nt
Organism: Nycticebus coucang (slow loris)
Lineage: Eukaryota; Metazoa; Chordata; Mammalia; Primates; Lorisidae
Gene: CD44
Product: CD44 molecule (Indian blood group)
Exons: 18
Coding region: 138-2384 (748 amino acids)
Biological process (GO): inflammatory response; cell adhesion; positive regulation of ERK1 and ERK2 cascade
Cellular component (GO): basolateral plasma membrane; macrophage migration inhibitory factor receptor complex; plasma membrane
Molecular function (GO): hyaluronic acid binding; cytokine receptor activity
Source: RefSeq, a predicted model, not a curated record
AAUAAAAACUGCGGCCAACUUCCAAGGCGGCCUCAUUGCCCAGCGGACCCCAGCCUCCUACAGGUUCGGUCCGCCGCCCCCCGCCCCGCGCCCCAGACCCUUCUGCUGCGCUCGCUCUCUGGAUUCGCCCCGACGCCAUGGACACGUUUUGGUGGCGCGCAGUCUGGGGACUCUGCCUCGUGCAGCUGAGCCUGGCGCAGAUCGAUCUAAAUAUAACCUGCCGCUACUCAGGUAUAUUUCAUGUGGAGAAAAAUGGCCGCUACAGCAUCUCUCGGACAGAGGCAGCUGACCUCUGCAAGGCUUUCAACAGCACCCUGCCCACCUUGGAGCAGAUGGAGCGAGCUCGGGAAAUUGGCUUUGAGACCUGCAGGUAUGGGUUUAUAGAAGGGCACGUGGUCAUCCCCCGGAUCCACCCCAACUCCAUCUGUGCAGCAAACAACACAGGGGUGUACAUCCUCACCUCUGAAAACUCCCAGUAUGACACGUACUGCUUCAAUGCUUCAGCUCCGGAGGGAGAAGAAGAUUGUACAUCAGUCACAGACCUGCCCAAUGCCUUUGAAGGACCAAUUACCAUAACCAUCGUGAACCGAGAUGGCACUCGCUACGUCAAGAAAGGAGAAUACAGAACAAACCCUGAGGACAUCAACCCCAGCAACCCCACAGACGACGAUGUGAGCAGCGGAUCCCCCAGUGAGAGGAGCACAUCGGGAGGCUAUAGCAUCUUCCACACCCACCUUCCCACGGCUUACCCAGACCAAGACACGCCCUGGUUCUCCGAAAACACGGAGAGGGCCCCGGCUACCAUUACCGCAACUGUGCACUCAAACAGCCACGCAGCAGCUCAGGAGCAAAAUAAUUGGAGGUGGUUUUGGUUUGAUAAUUCACAGCCUAAGACUCAGGAUCUCACAACAACAGCAAAAACAGUCGUGGUUACAACAGCUUUGAUGAGCUCUAGUGUUACAACUCCUGAAACAACCACCAAGAGGCAAGAACCCCACCAUUGGUUUUCAUGGUUGUUUCAACCAUCAGACUCCAAGAAUCAUCUUCACACAACAACACAAAUGGCUGGUACGGAUUCAAAUACCAUCUCAGCAGGCUGGGAGCCAAAUGAAGAAAAUGAAGAUGAAAGAGACAAACACGUCAGUUUUUCUGGAUCAGGCAUUGAUGAUGAUGAAGAUUUUAUCUCCAGUACCAUUUCAACCACACCACGGGUUUUUGACCACACAAAACAGAACCAGGAUUGGACCCAGUGGAACCCAAGCCAUUCAAAUCCAGAAGUACUACUUCAGACAACCACAAGGAUGACUGUCCAGGCAACUCCUAAUAGUACAACUGAAGAAACAGCUACCCAGAGAGAACAUUGGCUUGGCAACGGAUGGCAAGGGGAAUAUCCCCACACGCCAGAGGAAGACUCUCAUUCAAGAGCAGAGACAACCGCCUCAGCCUACGCCAACCACCCAAGUCAGAAAAUGACAACACUGAGUCAAGAGGACAGUUCCUGGACUGAUGUCUUCGACCCCAUCUCACAUCCAAUGGGACCAGGCCAUCAAACAGAAAGGAUGGAUACAGACUCCAGUCAUAGUACAACCCUUCAGCCCACUGCAGAUCCAAACACAGGUUUGGUGGAAGACUUGGACAGGACAGGACCUCUUUCAAUGACAACGCAGCAGAGUCAUUCUCAGAGCUUCUCUGCAUCACAUGGAGAUUUGGAAGAAGAUAAAGAGCAUCCCACAACUUCAACUCCAACAUCAAGCAAUAGGAAUGAUGGCAGAGGUGGAAGAAGAGGUCAAAGUCGUUCUGAAGACUCAACUACUUUACCAGAAAGUUAUACAACUCAUUAUCCAGACACGAAGGAGAACAGCACUCUCAUCCCUGUCACCCCUGCUAAGACAGGGUCCUUUGGAGGUACUGAAGUUACUGUUGUUGGAGAUUCCAACUCUAACAUUGAUCGCGCCUUCUCAGGAGACCACGACUCAUCCAUGGACUCCAGCCAGGGCGGCCAUACCACUCAUGGAUCUGAAUCAGAUGGACACUUCACUGGAAGUCAAGAAGGUGGAGCAAACACAACUUCGGGUCCUAUCAGGAAACCCCAAAUUCCAGAAUGGCUGAUCAUUUUGGCUUCCCUCUUGGCCCUGGCUUUGAUCCUGGCAGUUUGCAUCGCUGUCAACAGUCGAAGAAGGUGUGGACAGAAGAAGAAGCUGGUGAUCAACAACGGCAAUGGAACUAUGGAGGACAGAAAGCCAAGCGGACUCAACGGAGAAGCCAGCAAGUCUCAGGAAAUGGUGCAUCUGGUGAACAAGGAGCCAUCGGAGACCCCAGACCAGUUUAUGACAGCUGAUGAGACACGGAACCUGCAGAAUGUGGACAUGAAGAUUGGGAUGUAACACCCACACUGUUAUCUUGAAAGCAAACAUUUGGAGUCAUGUAUUACAGGGAACUGGGACACUUAUCAGAUGCAAUGUGCUACUGAUUGUUUCAUUGGGAAUCUUUUUUUUUUGUAAGGAUAAAAUUGUCUAUUCCUUUUUGUUUUUCGUGUUUUGUGUUUUGAAGUCAGGUCCAAUUUCUAAAAACAGCAUUGCUUUCUGAAAUUAGGGCCCAAUUCAUUACCCAUGACUGUUCCAGUUCCCACCUAGAGGCCUUUCCUCCCCUGGGUCUGCUAAGGAUGGCUUCUAAUAAAAUCCACAAAUACGUCUUCCUGAUCCCCAACCUUCCCCCAGUCCUACUCCCAGGUAGCUGCUAUCAGCUAAGGACAGUCCCCAGGGCUAAGAGGGAUUGCUCCCCGGGAGGAAAUCUGAUUGGAUCUGUAUUGCCUCUCCAGCAGCCCAAUCCCUGGACAUUACUUUCCGGUGGGAUAGGGGGCUGGGGUGUACUGGUUACACACCCCCUUCUACCAACACCCCUGGAAAUUUUUCUGAGCUUCUGGGAGACACCCAAAGGGUGAAGCUAUUUAUCUGUAGUAAGCUAUUUAUCUGUGGUUUUUUUUUUUUUUUUGAAACAUUAAACCCUGGAGGUCCUUUCAUCAGUAUGAUUUUUUAAAAGUUACUUUGUCAGAGGCAUAAAAGGGUUCAAACUGAUUCUUAAUAAACAUCUGCACCUCUUCCAUCUUAACUUUUGUGCUGUGAUCCUUCACUUUCUAACCCAGCAAGGUCUGGGUCUGUAGAGCUCACCAAGAAGAUCUGAAAGUGGGAAGAGGAUGCUGAAGUCUUCCUCUCAGAGCUUCUCAGCCCCCACUCUGACCCACUCAGCCAGAUCUCAUGGGAGGUCAAGGAAGGCAGCACUGUUUGAUUUCAGAGACGGGCCAAAGGCUUUCUGUGCUGUGGAGUCAGAACUGUGAGCAGAGGAGUCGCAGCCACUUUCUUGGUUUAAUGGCCUCCUCCCCUCUCUUGAGAAGGGCUUGGAACAGUCACAUUAGAUUUGCAUGACCUGUCAUUGUGGGGUCCCAUGUCAUAGAUGCUGACCCUACUAAUGAUUUAAUGCAGAAGUGCCUUUUGUCAGCUGAUAAUUAAAGGAGAAGCCAAUAGAAAUGAAGGAGCAUAGUCAGUGGACAACUGAUUGAAUGGCUUGGGGUGGGGAGACGCAGUGUACAUCCUAUCUGACGAUUGUUGGGCUGUGUGUAUAUAUCCUUUAACAAGCAGUUGCUAUUCAGAAUGAGUUAAGUGCCUGGGAGUCCUUCCAAAGGGCUUCCCACCAUUGGAAUCGUAUCAUCAGAUAGACAAGCUUAUGGCCAAGCAGGAGAGAGAUGGCGUGAUCCUCUGACCUUAUAUGUUCCCCCACUUGGCAAUUCUUUGUGGCAUUUAUUCAUCAUGGAUGAAUAGUGUCCCAUUGGUCCUGGAACUUCCAAAGGCUGCUUGGAAUAGAAGCCAUUGAAUCUGUGAAGUAAGGGUUCAUCUAAAAUGGGACUCUCUUAGGCUCCCGUAAAAAGUCAUUUGUUACCUAAACUUACAGGAUUACCAGAAAUGUUUCUCAGACCACAAAGCAAAAAGAAGAAAAACUCUGACCUAAUCAAGGUUGGGUUUAUAGGCUCGGUGCCCGUAGCACAGUGGUUACGGUGCCGGCCACAUGUACCAAGGCUGGCGGGUUUGAACCCAGCCCAGGCCAGCUAAACAACAGUGACAACUGCAACAAAAAAAUAGCUGGGUGUUGUGACGGGUGCCUGUAGUCUCAGCUACUUGGGAGGCUGAGGCAAGAGAAUCACUUAAGCCCAAGAGUUUGAGGUUGCUGUGAGCUGUGACGCCAAGGCACUCUUACCAAGGGCAACAUAGUGAGACUCUGUCUCAAAAAAAAAAAAAGGUUGGGUUUAUACAAAGAGUUCAUCUGAAGGAUAUCUUUAAAGCAGAGAUACCAGCUUUCUACACUCAUUCCCAACCUCUGCCCUCUCUUUCCCCUCCCUCCAACCCUACCCUGUGAUCUUGCAAAACCUCCUUUCUCUUCCUCUGUGAAUAUCAUAGGCUGUUUCAUAUUCAGCUGUCUGGUUUUCUUUAUAUUUUCUUUUCAAGUUGAAAGAAAUAGACAUUAGGCCACUCUAUGUUGUUACUUUCACUAGUGUUAAAUUGCCUCUUAUUUUCCCAGAGCUUGACUGGGUCUGCCGCAAACCCAGACAAGUUCACUCAGGCUCCUUAACCCAAGUGUAUCAUGCCAGUAUGGGACCAGAGUCAAGUGUGUGUACUAGGCUCUACCUGUGCCCCAGAUUCUGCUUGGAGCCAUGGGUGGUCAUACAAGGCUCUCACAGCUAGGGAUGGUUUUCUACUUCUUCUAGACUUUCCCAACAAAUAGGCUAGAAUAAGAGAUUAUUUUCAGUGUUAUUUUGGAAUUAAAUAUCACCUUUCAUUUUAUUGUUGUUGUAGUCUCCCACUUGGAUAGACCUCUGUGUUCUCAACGUAGAAAUAAGGGAGGUCUAGAUCUUCCAUUCCUUGGCCACCAUAGAGAGCUGUCCAAGUCUUCGUACUAACCUGAAAUAUUGCCUGAAGUCCAUGGAAUAAAAUGUCUCCUCACACAUACCCCUACCUACAUAAUAGCCAUAAUUCUGGAAGCACAACUUGACUAUGUGUCAUUCCUACUAGUGACUGGCCAGGUGACCUGGGCUAAUUCAUGAAACUGGGUCUUGUUUAUAAAAAUAAGGGGACAACGUUUAAUUAUUUUGCAAAGCAACUGAGAGCUUAAGAUGUAAUUUUCCUGGCAAUUAUAAAUCUUUCAUCUCUUGAGAGCUUCCCUUAAAUUUAGCUCUGAGUAAAAUGAGGUAAAAGACACCUUCAAAUCCAUACAUCUAGCGUAACAGAAUGGGUUUUUCCAGUAGAACCUUUCAAAAACUUCUACAUUGAGAUCCAUAACACCAAGAAUCAAUUUUAUAGCCAACAUUGAUGGAAUGCUAUUAUAGCAGAGGAAUAGAAGGAAGGAAACAUUCAACUUCCCUGGAAAAGUAAAAUAUAGGUAAGAACGAGAAUACUAUGGGCCAUUCACCUUUAUGUCAUAGAGAUGUCUUUUUCCAAAUCAUUUGUGUUGAUUUUUCAAAGAAUAGCUCAUUGUUCAUGUGUGUACUUUAUAAUGACCAUUGUUAUUGCUACUUUGAUUUUACAGAGCACACCCUUCCUAUGGUUUUUGUAUAUUUAUUGAUGGAACAAUAAUAAUGAGGAAAGCAUACGUAUAUUGCUCAGUUGAAAGCACUUAUUGGAAAACAUUAAAAGGCCAACAUUAAAAGACUAAAGGAAA